Molecule: messenger RNA, 3987 nt
Organism: Pelodiscus sinensis (Chinese soft-shelled turtle)
Lineage: Eukaryota; Metazoa; Chordata; Testudines; Trionychidae
Source: RefSeq, a predicted model, not a curated record
AUGGAUUUGAGGAAAUCCAAUUCAAAUUUCUCUUUUCUAAUUGCCACUGUUGUGGGUCUUUUCAGCAUUCAAAUAGGACUUUUGAUUAUUGAGCUAGUUCCAGAAAUUUCAUCCUUUUACCUAAUACUGUAUUUAUCUUGUUUUUCAGGAUUUGGGCUGUAUGUUUAUCCUAAUUCUUUUUUUCAGUAUGAAGGAGAAUGGAAACAGGGAAGAAAACAUGGUCAUGGUAAGCUGUUAUUUAAGGAUGGAAGUUAUUAUGAAGGCGAAUUUGUAGAUGGAGAAAUUAUGGGAAAUGGAUUACGAUACUGGGCAUCUACAGGAAACACUUAUUCAGGUCAGUUUGUGUCUGGAGAGCUGCAUGGACAUGGAGUAAUGCAGUACAAAGAUGGUGAGAAAUAUGAAGGGGAGUUCUCCUGUGGAAUGAGAGCAGGAUAUGGGUUAUUUGUUGACAAGGAGGGACAAACUUAUCAAGGAUCCUUUCACAAUAAUAAGAAACACGGAGGAGGGAAUAUGACCUUCAAGAAUGGUGAUAAGUAUGAAGGAGACUGGAUCCAGGACCAGCGACAAGGUCAUGGUGUACUACACUGUGCCAAUGGAACUGUAUAUGAGGGACAGUGGAGAAAUGAUGUAUUCAAUGGACAGGGCAUUAUAACUCAUUGUUCUGGUGUCAUCUAUGAUGGACUGUGGAUCAAUGGCUUCCCUGCUGCUCAAGCAAAGAAGAUAGUAAUUUUGGGCCCAGAAGUUAUUGAUGUAAUUCAAGGGUCUGCUAUCACUCUUCAUGUCCAGCUACAGAAUGAAGAAGGAGAGGUUUCAGAAUAUGAGAAUGGUCGACUUUUGGAGAUCUGGUGUGGAGUCAAAACCAAGCAAAUUCCAGCAAAUUCUUCUACCAGUUUAUUUAAGUUAAUUGAAGAAGCUGAGAGGAAGCCAGUGAAAACCCCUUUUGGAUUUGAGUGUAUUAGCUAUCCUUUGAUGGAUGCAGUGUCUGGAAGCUGGGAACUGAAAGCUGCUGCCCCUGUAUCUGGUAAAUCUGGAUUUGCACUGGCUGAUUUACCAAUCCCUAAGGGAGAUACAGAGCCAGAAUCCAGAUCAGACACCCUGCAUGGAAUGGGAGAUGCCCCAAGCAAUGAGGAUGGAUUUGAAGGUGAAAAUCUCCAUCCUCCAGCCCAUCAGAGAGUGGAGCAUGGCUGUGCUGUUUUCAGAAACAUCAUGCUUGGGCCUCUUCUGGCUAAUUAUCCAACAUUCAUGCUUUCGGAUGAAUUAUACAAAGAAGGAGGCAAAAAGCCAAGUGGAAGGAUAUCUGCUGAGAAAGCUGAGAAGAUGACAGUCUCACAGGAGAAAAUUGUAGACAGCAGCCUCACACUACAGAUGUUCUUGCCCAGCUGACCCCCUGGAAAAACAAUAUUUAAAUACCAUGACUUCUUACACAAGAAUAAUUACACAGUAAUUUCAGUACAGUGAAUCAAACUUUCUUUUGAGUUCCUUUGAAAAUGUAACAGAUCAUGAAUCUGGUUUCUCAGUGCCAUCUAAUCCAUUUGUAACCCUGAAGGCAAGCACUAAGCCUUUUCCAUAUUCUGUCCACGGAUGUGACUGCGUAAAUGCUGGGGUAUGAGACAACAGCAAAUUAAACUGCAGCAGAAGCAGCAAAUAUUAGGGAAAAUGAAAACUCCUGACUCAGAGUUGCUGGGCGAUGACAGACUCCUCAUUAUAGAUCUUUUCAUAUGGAGAAGAAUGACUGAUAAAUGAGGUUGCUGUGACAUAAAGAGGAUGAGAACACAGUUGGACAUUCUUGCAGAAUUUAUGCUCUCUGUACAAAACAAAUAGAAGAAUGGGUGAUAUCUAAUUUGCAUCUCUUCUUACCAACAAACUGAUUAAGGCGACAUCUUCUGGAGCAGAUGGUAGAGUUGUCAUCUGCAAGACUACGAUACUCUGUGUACCUUUUUCACUAUUUUGAUCGUGAUGGAGGUGACAUUAGCUAUAAUCUUCCUGUUCAUUUCCAGUCAUUUACUAGCUCUUUAAGGGCUUACAGGUGAUAUACAUGUAGUUGUUUGAAAUCUUGACAUUAGGGAAAUCUGCUGGUGCACAGAAUCUCGUUUCCUCUUUCUGUUACGGAAUAAUAGCAAAGCAUAAAGUAACAAUCAUGGAAUCCCAUCUUGCUUUGUCUGCUCAUGCUAGUAAAUAUUAAUUACAUGAACAGCUUCAUUGACUUUGGUGUCCAUAAGAGUUGCAGGAUUAGUCUCUUUGUGAUUUUCAGUGGCCUCUAGAUAUUGAACAAGGCACCUCAUCAUGACCUUUCAAACUGGUUAAAGAAGACAGUCUUGUCAUGCACAAAGCAAUGCAGCAUGGGCAACCAAAGCUAUUAGAGGCAUUGACAGACUUCCAUAUAGAGAGAUAUCAAAAAGAUGUGGGAUUGUUUUGUUUAGAGGGGACAUAACAGAGGUAAGCAAAAUUCUGAAUAGUAUAGAGAAGGUAAAUCAGGUUCCUGUUUUAUGCCAACUCAUUCACUAGUACUUAAGAAGAAAAUUCCCCUGUGGUUGGUUAUUUUCUAUAACUAUUCACUCUCCAUAUUCACCAGUGGGCCACAAAUUUUUGAUCUUCUUUCCCAUAUUAAUCCUUUCUGUGAUUACCUUGGGACUGGGAGCAGGGCUACAGCUCCAGGAGUGGGGAUGCAGGCAAGUAUAAGGGGACUGAGGCUGGCACCACACUCGGGGAUGGGUGGAAGUAGAGCUGAGGCUGGAUCCUGGGGACCAAGGCCCAACAGUCUGGACUCUGAGUAUGGGGCCAGUGGCUGGGGUCAGGAAUGGAGCUGGGUGGCACUCUCCCCCUUCCCCAGCUGCACCCCCAAAUGUUCAUUUGCGCCUUCCCUCUCUCCCCCCUGCCAAGAGAGGGAGCUUCACAGUUUGCAGACCUCUGAUUUUUGCCUUUCUUUGAAGUAUCUAAUGUUGACAUUAUCAGAUAUAGAAGACUAAACUAGAUGGACACCUGGUCUUAUCCAGUAUGGCAACUCCUCUAUUCCCACUACCAAAUAUAUUAUUGCACGAGUACAGUAUAUUGAUGAGCUUAAAGAGUUUCCGUAUCUUAGGACACAAAGUAACCUAUAAUCAUCCCACCUCUGCUUUCAAAAUACAAGUGUCUCAAUCACAGAAAUUCAGUUUUCAGGUGGGAAAUGUGCCCUUCUGACAGAUUUGCACAUCCAGACUAAUAAUAUCUGAUCUCAUUGUCUUCAUCAUUGCAUUCUAUGGCUAAUCAAACUAGUAUUCCAAGAGGAAGAGAAAGUACUGGGAGAAGAUUCAUUGAGUGAUUCCUUUCUAGAGCUAGAUGAAAAUCCUGUAAGUUCAUCUGCGAAAUAGAAAAAUUAACUGCUUUUACUUCCAAAGCUUUGUAAAGGCUAAAUUAAAAGAAAGCCUUGUGCCAAAAGGAUUUAAAAUGACAAACUGACCUCAGAUGAUGGCUGAUGUCAGACAUUAGAGUUCGGACUUUUGUAUGUUCAGUGUCAGUAAUUUUGUAUGUGUAUCACACGGGAUGCCUAGAUAUGCAGAAAGAUUUGGAGACCAAAGCUCUCCCAAGCUUUUUAUAGUGUAUCUACAGAAUGUCUUCCAGAGAUAGGUUUGGAAAGAAAAAAGUAUCAUCAUAAACAGAGGAGCUGCCAGAACACGUCCAUUUUGCAUAAGCUAUUGUCCUAGUUCCUGAUAAUAUAAAUGAGCUACAAGAAUUGAUGGAGGACCUAAAUUCUGGGCCAGCAAAUGUGCUGAAUGGAGAUAAUGCUCAACAGAUAAAAAAAAGAAAUCAGGAUAAAUGAAAACAUAGCUGAACAAGUGAAAAAAAAAAUAUAUCAACCUUAAAACCUGCAUGGAAGAAUAAGGCAGUAUCGGAAGAUAAAACACAUUGGAAGACCUAUCACCUAGAAGAGGGAAAUCUACAUGCGUAUCUUGCUAGUAAUCAAAGUUAGCUUAGAAAUGUACCUCCUUAAGAAAAUGUAUCAGACACAUA